UUGUUGAUCAGUUAGUCAAAAGGGAGUGUUUUCUGAUAAUUGCCAAUUGAAGAGACCCUUUCCGUCUUAACUGCUGGAGCUUCAACAGUUUCCAAAGUCUCUCCGCUAGACGCAAGAAGUGUCUGCCUCUUUGACUUGGCAGCAUGAAUUCUUCAAAGUUUGAGAUGCCAGUCCUCGGACGUCCGUUCCAACUGGGAAUGCUGUACGACUCCUACAAGGACGCUCCUAUUCAAGGUACCUAUUUUUGGGAUAAAGAUUCAUUAGAGAAAAAUUCACAGAUGCAGCCCCUGAACACCACAGAGUACAAUGUCAUUGAGUCUGAUUCCAUUCAAGGGAAGGUCUCUGCACUGACAUUAGGAUCUCAGCUUAAGGCGAGCCUUCUGAGUGGAUUGACUGAGACUCGAGGGGCUGCCAAUUAUUUUCACGACCGACGGAAAUCUCAAAAACAAACUCGGUUUACUCUACAGUACCGUGCCACAAGUAGAUUACUGCAGCUGCCUCUCCAUGAACUGGUAGCCGGCGCUGUGUCUCACCCCAGUGACAUUGAGAAACACACAGCUACCCAUGUGGUCACUGCCUUGCAGUACGGUGCCGAGGCCUAUUUCGUGUUUGAUCUGGAUACUUCGGAGAAUGAGAACGAGCGGGAUACCAUGCACUCCCUGCUCACGAAGAUACCCUAUCUUUCAAUGGAACAGGAUGCCUUGACCAAACUGACACCAGAUGAAGAAGCCAUAGCUUCGAAGUGCAGCUGCACCCUUUUUGGCGAUUUCUGCUGUCCACGCAAAUUGCUUGGUUUCCAAGAUGUGAUCGACACCUUCAGGAAUCUUCCGAAAGCUCUGGGCCCAAGUGGAGAGCAUGCCUUGCCAGUGAAGGCCUGGUUGUGUCCUUUAUCAGAGCUUGAGCCUAAGGCUGCCCGACUGGUGCAGAACAUCCCUGUUGACUUUAUUGAACAGUAUCAAGAUGUUUUAGAAGAGUUUAACACCAUUGAAAUGAGAUCCGAUGACCUGAUAAAAGACCCGGUUGCCAGACGGUUCCCCGAGAUGCAGAAGAAGGCAGAGCAGCUGAAAUGUGUCUGCCAUCAGUACAAGUCUGCCUUCCAGGAAAAAACAGCCAAACUAUUGAUAGCCUUUCGAGGAGGAAAGCAAGACGAUGCUGCAUUGAUGGACCUUCUGAAAAUGAAUGAAAACUCCCCUUUCUAUGUCAAGAUGAUAUCAAAAUGGCUGGACCACAAAGAACGAGAAACCUCCUUGGUGAGGUCUUUCCUUUCGAAAUUUAAGGGCAUCAAAGUGUUAUCCUCCAUGAAACAGCUGGAUGAUGCUGUACUAGAUCCCGAUGUAGACAGCGUCGUUUGCUUUACAUUUACCCACUUACAUCAGCCUGAACCCUACCUGUCAGAUCUGCAUGAAUAUCUGAGCUCUGAUGCACACAAAAAUGGUCCAUCGACGACCGAGGACCUUCAUAGGUACAAGCCAAGAGAGCCCAAGCAAUGGAUAUGUUCAAAUUCCAUGCAACAGAUGAGAGUCCUGGCCAGGUAUUUCUUGGAGUUAGCAAGCAUCAACGCAAACAGCAAAACAACAAGAUUCUUUGUAGCUUCUAAGUACAUCAAGGACAUGCCUGCAGCAGCUAUCCUUCUCUAUGAAGAUGGACUAUUGGAAAGCACAUAUCUGGAUCCACUACCAACACCAGAUGCUCCAGAAAUUGGUGAGAUCACCCACAGCACUGUAAUCUUAAAAGCAAGAACUCCAGAAAAUAGCCAAAUAGUUAAUAUUGGGAUUGAGUUCAGGGCUAACAGUAGUGACUGCUGGACACAGCCUCAAUUUCCUGAAGGAGAUGGAGAGGUGAUUAUAUCAGACUUACUUCCCUACUAUGAAUAUCAGUUUAGAAGCAUCAUAGAAGGCAAACUAGGAUAUGUUGUAAGGAGCCAAACUAUUAUCAAUGCCACGACACUUCCCACAAGCCCACCUUCAAGUCUUAAGGUAUUGAAGUUAACAACAACUACCAUAACCCUAUCUUGGGAAAACCCAUCGGUUAUUGGAGAAGGUGUAAACCUUAGAGGAUAUAAAAUUGAAUACAAAUUGGAACAAAAAGGCAAUAACAGAGAUAAUCCAGAGGAGUGGACUGAAAAGCUCACAGGGAAAGAAGAAUACCAGUACACGUUGAAGGGACUGAAUCCAAACACAACCUACCUUCUUCGUGUUUCCUGUGAUUGUGGAGAUUAUGCUAAGAGUGCUGCAAGUGAUACUGUCUCCGUCACCACCUUAAUUAAGAAAAUAGCACAGGACAUCAUUGAGAAAAAUCCUCAAAACAUAAUCCACAAUGGGACACCUUGCAUUUAUAAACUUACCUUAAAGAAGGAAGUAAUUGAUCAGUAUGGGUUUUGUCGAAGAUUUACAUUUGGACGUCGGAGUGCACAUCCUAAAAAUAAAACCAUCAUGGUCCUUGGGGCCACAGGUUCAGGAAAGACCACCCUCAUAAAUGGGAUGAUCAACUACAUACUGGGUGUAGACUGGGAAGAUCAUUUCAGAUUCAAGCUGAUUCUUGAGGAGAGCCAAAGAACGCAAGCCGAAAGCCAAACCUCAGAAAUAACUGCAUAUGAAAUCCAUUACCAGAGGGGCUUCAGUGUUCCCUACUCUCUCACCAUUGUGGACACCCCAGGAUUUGGCGACACCAGGGGUAUUGAGCAAGACAGGCAGCUCAUUGAGAGGAUCCGGGAUUUCUUCUGUAACCCAAACGGCGCUACCCACAUCGACGUCGUGUGCUUUGUAGUGCAGGCAGCUCUGGCGCGCCUCACCGCUGUCCAGAAAUACGUCUUUGACUCCAUCCUUUCCAUUUUUGGAAAAGAUAUCCAUGAGAACAUUCAGCUGUUGGUCACCUUUGCUGAUGCUCAGACCCCUCCGGUUUUAGAAGCCAUCAAUGCCUCUGAAGUGCCUUGUGCCAAAAGUAGCAGUGGGAUGCCUGUGCAUUUUAAAUUCAAUAACUCUGCCUUAUUUGCAUGCAACAAGGGAAUGAAUGAGACUGAUGACCAGUCUGCUGAGAACUUUGAUAAGAUGUUUUGGAAAAUGGGCAUCAACAGCAUGAAGAUGUUCUUUGAGGACCUGGAAAGAAUGGAAACAAGGAGUUUGCAGUUGACGAAGGAGGUACUUGAAGAAAGAAAACAGCUAGAGGUAACUGUAGAAGGCCUUCAGCCAAUGAUUAAAGCUGGAUUGCAUAAGCUGGAAGAAAUCCGGCAAACACAACAGGCUCUUCAGCAGCACCAAAAUUGCAUUGAUGCAAACAAGGACUUUGAGUACGAAGUGGAGGUGACGGUCCCAUUUAAACAAGAUAUUUCUGGCAGCUUCAUCACCAAUUGCAAUCGUUGUCACUUCACUUGCCAUUUCCCUUGUAUGAUUGCAGAUGAUGCAAAAAAGUCUUCAUGCUCUGCCAUGGACAAAACUACAGGAACUUGUAAAGUUUGCCCUGGGAAAUGUGAGUGGCAAGUCCACUUUAACCAGAAAUAUCAGUGGGAAUACAAAACAAAGAGAGAAAAAAGAAUGUACAGUACCCUUAAGAAAGAAUAUGAGAAAGCUGUAGGAGAAAAAAUGAACGCUGAAAAGAUACAUGAAAAACUGGAAGAGGAACUUCAAGCUGUGGACUUACAAAUCCUGGACCUUAUUAAAACAUUGAACCAAGGAUUGGCACGACUCAGUGAAAUUGCUCUUCGUCCAAAUCCACUUGCCACUCCAGACUACAUCGACCUCUUGAUAGCUGCUGAAAGAGAAGAAGCUAAAGCAGGGUUCAAGGAACGUAUCAAGUCACUGAUGACAGUGAGGGAGAGCGCAGUCCUUCUCCACAAAGUCUCCACUGGCCAGGAUGUGCGUCCAGAAGAAAUGAGGGCCUAUGAGAAAGGCAAAGCCAGAAAAAAUGUUAAGGGGAUUUUCACCAAUGUAAAAUCAUGGUUGAAGUUUAUGAAGUGAGACAAUGUCAUCAUUCUUUAUUUUUUAUAUUAUAAACCUUUAUAUUCUAGCCGAACACUUCAUUUUAUUUUAAUAAUAUUAAAUAUUAUUAUAAUAUUUAAUAAUAUUAAUAUUAUUAUAAUAUAAUAAUAUUGGACAGUUCUAAAUAUAGCAAACAGCUGUGUAACUGUUGUGGUUCUUUAAGAGUAGAGUGUACGAAGACUGGACAUGAGGAAUACUGUUUUAUUGAGGUGGUAGAAUUACUUCUUAUUUUGGUGGCUCCAGUUAAUGGGAUCUUGUCUGAAACGUUUCUUAUUCUUUUUUAUGUUCCUUAUUCAUUUAUUUUUUAAGACAGUUUGAUAACUCAAACCCAGUCAUACUGUACACUUAAUUUCUUUAAGUUUACAAAGCACAGUGGCAAUACAUUUUAAUAAAAUAAUUUUAACAUUGGCUUUCUGAUUUUUAAGUUGAGUAAUUAUACUAGUAAAAUUGACAGCAUAUAACAGUUUUACAAAAAUCCAGCUGCUAUCCUGUAUUUUUUUAAUGUUUUUUGUAGAGGGUGCUGUAGAAAUUUCUCACACACUUCUGUUACUGUAUAUCUAUAUUUUACAUUUGCUAUGAAUUCGGUAAGAGUUGCAUUUUUUGUUUAUAUUCCUAUUCUUUUGAACUCUCACUUUAUUCUUUUCAUGAUGCUGGGUAUUGUAGGUAUUAAAAGUCCCAAAAAUCUCUUGAGUUUCUUCAUCUUUUUAAAAAUUCAGCAGGACGUGUUUUUUUUCCUCCUAUAAAAAUCUUGAUUGUACAAUGAUAA
Molecule: messenger RNA, 4740 nt
Organism: Lepisosteus oculatus (spotted gar)
Lineage: Eukaryota; Metazoa; Chordata; Actinopteri; Semionotiformes; Lepisosteidae
Molecular function (GO): GTP binding; protein binding
Source: RefSeq, a predicted model, not a curated record